UACACAGGAUCCAGCAAAGCCAGAAUGAGAAAUCCUGCUAGCUUCAGCUGCAGCCACACCUCAGUUGGCAAAAACUUCACAUAGGCUCACCGUUUCCACGGUUACGCUCUCACGUCUCACUUAUCUGAAUCCGCCAAAAAUCCCCCAAGAGCUCUCUACAGAACCUCCCAACCUACCCCGCCCUCUCUUUAUAGGCGGCUCGCCGAUGAUAUCAUAUCCACUUCCGUUUCUGAAAGGGCCUCUCUUCGUUCUCUACGGUCGCUCUAGGCUGACGCUUCCACGGCUGGCUCUGAAGCUCAAUGGUUGCUGGGCGGGGCUGUGACGUCCUUGGCGUGGCUGCAGGGGAGGCCGCGGCGGGGAAAAUGGCGGACGGGAAGGCGGGAGAGGAGAAGCCUGAGAAACCGCAGCGAGCUGGAGCCGCCGGAGGACCUGAAGAAGAAGCAGAAAAACCUGUGAAAACUAAGACUGUUUCUUCCAGUAAUGGAGGGGAAAAUUCCAGUCGCAGCGCUGAGAAGCGAUCAGCCGAAGAUGAAACUGCAGACCUCCCAACAAAGCCCACAAAGAUCUCCAAGUUUGGAUUUGCCAUAGGCGGUCAGACGGCAAAGAAAGCCUCGGCCAUAUCCAUCAGACUCGGCUCGAGUAAGCCUAAAGAACCGGUUCCAACUCUUGCUCCAAAAACCCUUUCAGUAGCAGCAGCUUUUAAUGAAGAUGAAGAUAGUGAACCAGAGGAAAUGCCUCCAGAAGCAAAGAUGAGGAUGAAGAAUAUUGGAAGGGAUACACCAACAUCAGCAGGACCAAAUUCCUUCAAUAAAGGAAAGCAUGGGUUUUCUGAUAACCAGAAGCUAUGGGAGCGAAAUAUAAAAUCUCAUCUUGGAAAUGUCCAUGACCAAGACAAUUAAAUGAUGUGUUUUGAAACUGGGGUGUGGGGUGGGUGUAAAGUUAAAAGGAACAGUUUCCUUUUUUAAGGAAUGGUAUAAGACUAUCUUUGGAGCCGCCUUUUUUUUCUUUUUCUUUUUUUAAAUAUUGAGUGGUACACUAAUAAAUGAGAAUUUGAAAUUAGAAGUAAUUUAUGUUUUAUAUACAGAUUUCGAGACAUUUACUAAUUUUGUAGUUUCAUGUGAUUAGUUUCCAAAGGUUACAGAUACUAAAAAAAUCAGAAAUGGUACCUUUCUAAGAAUUGCAUAUUUUUUUAGACACAACUAUUAGCACAUUAGGAGGGAAGCAAAAAGUUGUCUAUUUAAACUGUAGGCCGUUACUCUCUAACUUAACUCCCUUAUUAACCUAAACUUGUCUGGCUCCCAGGAACAGCCUUAUAGAGAAGGGAGUAUUGUAUUGGGAGGAAAAUGUUACUGGACUAUUGACUGAGAAAGUAAAUUAGAUAAAAUACAGGUUUUUUUUUCCCUAAUGGGCGUUUGUUUAGUUUCAAAUCAUCAUUGACUAGUUAUUGCAUUGCUAUCAGUGGAUACAGAUGCUUAGCUCUUUAGAAAGAACAUUUUAAAAUUUUACAUAAACUGUUGAGUAUUUAAAAUAGCCCACUUCACUUCAAAGGGCUUUGUCUGCUUUCAUUAGUCUUCAAAGAACCACCAUUUGCUACCAAAGUAAAUCAGUAUUUUGAAUGUGCUUCUCUUGAUUUUUGUUAUUAGCUAGUUCCUGUAAGCAUUUCCACCAGAUCUUGAGGCAAAUCAUAAGGAAGCUGUUUCUUUUAAAAUAACAAACCACCACCAAAAAUUUAAAUGUACAUAAUAGUUAAAUGUUUGGCUGUUCUUAUUUUUUAAAGGGUAUAAACACCAAAAAAAAGGGGGGGGGAGCAACAAUGUAUGAAGAUGGAAGAUAAGAAAGAUGCACUUUCUGUAACUUUAUCAAAGCAUUUAUGUUACUAACUUGUGAAAUCCAAUUUGAUUUGAACUUAUUAACAGGAAUUCUUAUUUAGCACAAAAAUAUGGUUUACUUUAACUGUAUACUUGCUAACCAGUGGCCUCUCAAAAGCACAUUUUAGAUACUGAAAAUGAAAGAAAAUGCAUCUUUAAACAUAUUUUAUGGAAUCUUCGACCACAUAUACUUUGUUAAUCUAUGUGUUGUAGGAUUGUGUUUAUUUUGUAUUUUUGUAUUGUAUAUGAAUUCUUUUUUAAUGUGACAGUUAAACACAUCUUUUAAAGCUUAGACACACAUAGAAGAAACAUACAGUAUAAUGAUUUUCCUUGAAAACUACAAUUUAGAUUUUGGAGGCAGCUUCAGACUGAUUGGUGGUAACUACUUGCCCUGAGCUCUUUUAAUAAGUAAUAACUCCAGAGAAGCAGCCUGUAUAUAUUCCUAAUACUUUGUUCACUUGCAUUUGAGUUUAGAAGCCCCAAGUAAAACAAUGGAAAUGUAUAUAGAACUGUUAGUUCUUACUUACAUGAUUUAAUUAUAUCAAGAUACAUGAAUUUAACUUGCUUUAAUGUAGGCAAACUUUCCAUUUUUGUUCAUUUUGAUGUUUAUGUUGAAAUAACACCCCUCUCCUACAUUUCAUUUUCUUGACUCAAAUAUCAACCUACGGUCAAGAUGGGAGAGAGAAACAACUAAGAUGAAUGUCUUUACUAAAAUACCAAUAAAUUUGUCAAACUCUA
Cervus elaphus (red deer) is the source of this 2606-nucleotide messenger RNA. RefSeq names its product PEST proteolytic signal containing nuclear protein (gene PCNP). The transcript is spliced from 5 exons. Lineage: Eukaryota; Metazoa; Chordata; Mammalia; Artiodactyla; Cervidae. Gene Ontology annotation, biological process: proteasome-mediated ubiquitin-dependent protein catabolic process; protein ubiquitination. Gene Ontology annotation, cellular component: nucleus. The record is from RefSeq and is a predicted model, not a curated record. Bases 300 to 899 code for a protein of 199 amino acids.